ACCAGAUCCUCCGCUAAGCUAGUGGAUAGUGAAACGCCUCCAUCCUAAGGGGAGGACAGUGUCAUUUUAAGUAGGUGUACGAGACUUUGAUUCUCCAUGCAGCACAAAAUGCUGAACCCGCAGAGAUCCUUGUCUGAGCUGCCUAAGAUGUCUACUGCCAGUCAAGUGGAGAGAGCUGUUUUGGUAAGCUGUUCGUCCUCUUGUUUUUGCUAAACAGAAGCGCAGAGCUGUUUAGCUGCACGGCUUGCUGAUUGUCUGACUUGAGCCGUCGGUUAACAUGGCAUUUAUUAAUAACAGCUGAAAAUCUGUGGCUAACUUGAAUGAUACUGAACGUUAAUAAUGUGUUGUGAGCCGAGAGGGACGGCAGCAACCGCGCCGCAACCGCGCAGGUGCGGUAGCCGUCGCUCGCACUGUCAUUCUGUGAUGAUGUUGAGGACGGGCCUGGAUAUAAUGAACCAUAACUGGGUCUGCUCUUAUUGUCUGCACUGAUGGAUAAAGACUUGUUUUGAUGAGUGGUAUGAAUUAAGACAUUUAUUUUGGAAACAUCUCAUGAGAGAAGAAUGAGCACUUGUUUAUUAACAGAGAAAUAAUUAAAGGGUGGAUCACGUGACAGAUACAGAGCAGAUACCAAGGCUGAACAAUCAGGUCUUUACAUAGAGACCUUUCCUUUUGUGGCUCCACAUUACAUUUAUCUUGUUUUACACUCUUGUAUUUGUACAUGUAGAGAUGUAUCCUCAUAUAUGUUUGAGUUAUAGCACUCCAAAAAUCAUCCUUUGCCUCAACUCAAUUCAACUCAACUUUAUUUAUAGAGUUUAUAAUGGUCAGUUCAGCGCUACCCAGACCCUGAGCAGCUCCCCUUUUCAUUGGCUGUUUGUAUAGUCUACUAAAACAUGGCAGAAUGCCGGCUAUCAAAAAGGAUAUUGACCAUGUUUUAUAUCGAUAUCGAGGGAAAUAAAUUUUUGUUGUAUAUCAUUGCCGUCCCCACCCUCUGGAUUGUGAUGACCCCCACAUUUUUAAAUCACUCUUCAAAACACACCUUUUUAAAUUUGCUUUUAACCAGUGAAUUGUUCUUUUAUUGUUAUUGUGUCUUUUUUAACCUUUUACAUAAUUGGUUUUAUUUCUCAAAUUUUCUGUAUUUUAAAUUGUGAUUUUUUCAUUUAUUUUCUUCAUUUUCUUUGUAAGGCUUCAUUGAGCACCUGUAAAAGCUUGUUAUAAAUAAAAUUUAUUAUUAUUAUUAUGAUUAUUAUUAUUAUUUUAUCGCCCAGGCCUAGGUGUCACAAUAAAGAACAUCAAAAUAAAAGGCUCUGUAAGUAAAAUAUACAUAUUUUAAUUGGAUCAGGUAGAAAACAGCACCCGAUAGAACCACAGGACUUUUUAUGAAUGUAUGACACAGACAAAGAACUGUUUGACUUUCUUUUGGAGCCCCUCUCUUAUGUUAAGCUGAUUAAAAGUACUUUUUCUUCAUGCUGAACCAAGCAGCCGCAUUCACUGUGUUUUUAAUCACAUGGGCUGACCUUAUAAACUAGCACUAGAGGAAGGUGCAAAGUACAACUCAUCUCUGCGAGUGCAAACUUUAAAAAGCUUUAAAGAAAUAUUGCAUCUGUUUGCUGCAACUACUUUUAGCUGUUUACAUGCAGUUUAGGUCACGUGGGGUGAAUGAGUAUGACUAACCUGAGAAGUAACCUUGAACUGCACAGCACAGUAGCAAAAAGUAGACAAUAACAAUGGAGGGAUGAGUUUGACACGUAUGCUAACAGAGCCAGCUGAUAAUCUUUUGGCACAGACAUGCACUGUUUAUGAAUUCUCGAUCUCAUCCUGGAAGAAAGACUCAUUGUUCAAACUUAUAGCAGGCUCAAGGCUGCUUAUUAUCCCAAUGCAUGUCCCAUAUUUGUUUUUUCAUAAUCACAACAAAGUUGAGUUCUUAUUUUGUGAUUUUCAUAGGAGGAGGAAUUCAACUGGCUGCUGAAAGAAGAGGUGCAUGCUGUGUUGAAGCAGCUCCAAGAUGUCCUCAAGGUAAAAGAUAAACUUGAUAUAUUUACACCCAAAAAUAAUAAGGUUGGAUUUUGUUUAUUCAUAGUGAGUCUUUUCUGCUAUCAACAGGAGGCAUCACGGCGUUUUGCCAUGCCAACACCAGGUCUGGAGAGUCAGCUCAAACAGGAAAACUUCAUCCUUGGAAGCUCAACGUAAUGCCCUCAUUAUUUUCCCAAGCGUAACUCUGUUUUUUAAUCUCUUAUUAGUCCAAAGAGUGAUCCUGAAAUGAUGUUAUAUUUCAUUUACAGUAUGGAUCAAGUGAAGGGGGUGCUGACUCUGCAGGGAGAGACUCUGACUCAGGCUGUAAGUUUGAUUGUUUUACAGAGGCUUCACACCCCUGUUUGUGAGUUACGUAUUGAUUUGCAUUAAGGUGUUUUUUCUUAAUUGUUCUGCAUUUUUAACAGGACAUAAACCUGAAGGUUGCAAAGAGCAGUCAAGUGCUGCACUUCCAGUUCAGAGAUGACAAACAGUGGAAACUGCAGCAGGUACAGUUUGUAUACUAUGACUCGACCAGAACCAUAAAAACCCAAAUAAAAAAAAAAAACUCAUUAGUCCCUCUCCAAUCCCAUCCCAUCAGAUCCAGGAUGCCAGAAACCAUGUGAACCAAGCUCUCCAACUGCUGAGCAGCCAUGAUGAGAGCUACCACUUUAAGACAGGGGCUGAGGUUAAUAAGGUCUGUUUCCUCACAACUAUUUAUGAUCUUUCUCUUCCUGUCCUUUUCCUGUUUUGGUAACAUUAACUUUGUGUUUCUAUUCUGCAGCUCAUGGAUGCUGUGAUGCUCCAGCUGACACGUGCACGAAACCGCCUUACCACCCCCGCCUCCCUCACCCUGCCUGAAUUGGCCACUAGUGGUCUGAUGGUAAAGGACAGUUGACAGUACACUCAACAUACACUGCAUGACUGACAUCAUAACUAUAUAAGAAAUACCUGAUGUUUAAGUCAUUGGAGAGCAUCCUUCACGCUCUUUCUGUUUGUCUUCUUUCAUCACCAGAAAAUGUUUUCUCCUCCUAUGCCUGGGGAUGUGAUGGCCAACUUUUACAUCAACCUGAGCAAACUGUGUCUGACUGUCUACCAACUUCAUGUGAUGCCUCCUAACAGCACCAAGGUCAGAGGCUGUGACUCAGUGAAGACUCUGUGUGAAGCUGCAAACUGCUUCACGUGACUCAUGACUUCUUGUUGUGGUUUGUUUUGUUAGAACUUCAAGCCAGCUGGGAGCUCAGUGCUGCACAACCCAGGAGCAAUGUUGUAGGUUCUCUUUCUUUCUUUCUUUCUUUCUUUCUUUCUGUCUUUCUUUCUUUCUUUUUUCUCUUACUUUUUUCUUGUCUUUCUUUUUUCUUUUCAUCUUUUUUUCUGUCUUACUUUCUGUCUUGCUUUCUUUUUACGCUUACUUUCUUCUUGUCCUUCUUUUUUCUUUCUUUAUAUCUUUCUUUCCUCCUGUCUUUCUUUCUGUCUUUUUUCUUUCUUUUAUUUUGCGUUUCGUUUUGUUUGUUUCUUUCUGUAUUUCUUUCUCUCUUUCUGCCUUUUUUCUUUCUUUCUUUUUGCAUUUCUUUCUUUUUUCUCUUACUUUCUUCUCGUCUUUCUUUUUUCUUUCUUUCUUUCUUUCUGUCUUUCUUUUUUCAUCCUUUUAUUUUGUGUUUCUUUUUGUUUCUUUCUGUAAUUCUUUCUCUUUUUCUUUCUGUCUUUUAUUCUUUCUUUUUUCUUUCUUUCUUUUUGCAUUUCUUUCUGUCCCUUUUUUCUUUCUCCUUCCUUCCUUCUUUCUGUCUGUCUGUCUUUCUUUCUUUCUUUUUUUCCUUCCUUCCUUGCUUCCCUCCUUCUUUCUUUCUGUUUUUCUGUCUAAUUUUCUCCUUUCUGUCUGUCUUUUUUUGUUCAGAUGGAUUUUUAAAUCCAGUCUAGUUACAGUGUGUCCCCUGAUUCUCUCUAAACUCUUCUGGUUGUUUCUGGAUAUUUUUUCUCCGCAGUGAACUUAACAACAACCGCUUUGAGGUGAGCCAUGUUCAUAAGGUGGAGUGUGUGGUGCCGUGGCUUAAUGAUACGCUGGUGUUCUUCACCAUAUCCCUGCAGCUCUGUCAGCAGCUCAAGGACAAGGUUAGUGUUUCUCCAACAACAGAUCUCCCUAAAUGUUAAAUUAUUAAAUUUGAUUUAAUAAUUAGAUUUGUGUACAGCAUUAGUGUCUAUUUUUUUCUUGUUAAUAUUUCUUCACUCCUUUCUUUUCUCAUCCUUGCAGAUAUCUGUUUUCUCAAGUUUCUGGAACUACCGACCUUUCUAAUCCACCUUCAGUCUGACCAGACCGAACUAAACCAAACCCUCAAGUGUAAAGGGACGUCCUGCACAGGUCUUAAUUUCUUCACCUUUAUUAUCCAGCCAUUCAGUUUCAAGUGUUGCAUGAUUUGCUGAGUGAGCCAAUCAAACGAUCAGAGACGCUGAUGUUUGCCAUUUCUAGCUUCGUUAGCCUCGCUGACUGACAUUUAUCUGAUGUGUAUUGCAUCCCAGAAACUGACUUGAAUUUUCAAAAUGUGAAUGUUGCUCAUCAAUAUGUUAUUUUGUUACAUUUAGGCAACUUAGACCGUAAUAAGUGUUUAGCUUGUUCUGAUCCUCGAGUUUUGGAACACUAAUUUGACUGCUCAGGGUUGGAAGACAAACAGGGGGGUAGGGGGGCUUCACUACAGGCUGAUACUUUCUUUCCCAUAGGCUUCAAAAGGGCAUCCAGUUAUGUAUUCUUGGUCAGCACUACUAAGUCAGUGCGCACAAUUUUCUGUGAUGAAGUGCAGCUUUGUUGAGUGUGAGAAAAAAAGCAAGAAAUAUCACAUGCUACAUGUCGGUUCUGUUAAACCUCUCGUCUGUUUGUUCUGUGUUAUUGGAUGACUUACUGGACUUCUUUAGUUCUCAUCUCUCCUUUUGUAAAGAAGUUAAGUAAAGUCCAUAUUUGUCGCUAAAUUCGCCAUUAGCUGUGUCUUGGCUAGCAAAGCAAAUACACAGAUUUUCGGGAACGUUUUGCACUUAAUAAAUAAUCCAGACCAGACUUAUUUUCUUCUGUGGCUAGCUAUGAUCAGAUUGGUUAUCAGCUUUGAAGGUUGGAUGCCAGAUUUAAAACCGCUUCCACGAGGCUGCCUUGCCGUAGGUCAGAACCCGAGCACAGCUGCUCUUUCAAGGUCAAUCCACAACAGUGUGGACUGAGUCUGGAGGUUUAGAAACAUCCUCGUUUGAUUUGAAACUGAAAGCAUGUGGGAAAGAUCCAAGCAUUAUGUAGUUAUAUCAUAAUGUAUGUUAUGUAAGAUAUUUAGUGUAAGUCGCUUCAUUGAUUUUUGACAACAGUCUUAAAUUCUCCCAUUAGGUGUCUUGGCGAAGGUCAUCUACACCUUUAAGGGAUCAGUACUGACCAUAUUUGACAAAUGGGUUGAGAGAAAUUAAAACAUCUGCAUCAACAUGUAGGUUUAUCAAGAAAGAGCAAAUAAAGAGCCCAAAACUCUCCAUAUAAAAUGAAAAAAAUAAUCAAAACCCAAGAAAGAGGUGGUAUCAUUCACAUAGCAAAAAGUAGGUUUGCAUUCAAAUUCCUUGGCAACAUGAGUCUCCCUCUGCUGGUCGUUUAAAGAAUGCAGGUUAAAGGCACUUAGGCUUUGGCUUUGCUUUUGGAAACAUGAUAUAAGGAACUCAAAGUCAGAGUGUUUGUUUUAAACAUGAGACAACAUUAUGGAAACAAUCAUGGUAAUUUCCAAAACAGCACCACCUACAUCUUCAAGCAAAAAGACCCCUAAACUUUUUAUUUUACUUCUUCUAUCGCCAGUUUUAUAGGUCACAGACCUACUGCUCUACAGUAUAGCAGAAAUACAACACUAUGACAAAGGGAAGGUGGCAUAUUUUCAAGGGAAUCUUUUAUUUCUAUCAGAAGACACAGAAGCACCACAGAAACAUCUCCACAGCUGAUUGAAAAUUUAUCCCAAAACAGUUUCGAUUUCAUUAUCAGUAGUUAUGUAACAAUCAGGAUGCAGCUGCACCAGAAAUUUUGCAGUUUUAUUCCAACUCUCGAAACUUUUUGGACUUCAUUCAGCCUCAAAUUAGCCGUGGUGACAAUACACUUUAAUGUAGAUAAUCUGUGGCAAGUGACUUCAGGGUUUAAGGAUUCAGGGAUAACAGCACAUAGGGAAAAUAUUCUUAUGUCAUCAAAAUGGUUGUACGACAAAAGUUUCUUGUGUAAAGACUCUAAAACCGCAUAUAUGUGAAAUUAAGGUUCGCUUACAAUCAACUUUCUUGUCAGGCAUUCUCGUAUUAGACAGUGUGAUCCCUGAUAUAUCAAAGCUGUUAGAAAGUUUAAUAUAACUCGUUGGAUAAAGUGGUGAUCGCAGCUUUAAUAUGACGUAAAGCUGGAGUUACGGGCAGCUGAAAUUGGAGCUAGACCAGUGCGUUGUACCUUUUUUUUGUGUUAAAAUGACAACUCACAUUCCCUGUUUCUUCAUUUAUGAAUUUGUUGAAAUGAUAAGCUAAUUUUCAUGUCUGUAUGUGUACGUUUUGAUUUCAAGUGUUUGUCUGCUUUAUGUUCAUAUUUAUUUCACUCUGUUUGCACAUACUGAUUCCAUGUAAACCAAACACUAAUACAAUUAUGAACAAAUGACAUUAUUCCAGUAAGUGUUAAUCUUUUUGAAAAGCUGUCUAUCAUGUAAAAUGUGGAAAUUAUUUAUCUGAUAAGUCUGCAAUAAAUAUAUUCUUAACAAUAA
Molecule: messenger RNA, 6740 nt
Organism: Xyrichtys novacula (pearly razorfish)
Lineage: Eukaryota; Metazoa; Chordata; Actinopteri; Labriformes; Labridae
Source: the annotation of a GenBank genome assembly